Molecule: messenger RNA, 2632 nt
Organism: Myotis lucifugus (little brown bat)
Lineage: Eukaryota; Metazoa; Chordata; Mammalia; Chiroptera; Vespertilionidae
Gene: WFIKKN2
Product: WAP, follistatin/kazal, immunoglobulin, kunitz and netrin domain containing 2
Exons: 3
Coding region: 671-2446 (591 amino acids)
Biological process (GO): negative regulation of transforming growth factor beta receptor signaling pathway
Cellular component (GO): extracellular region
Molecular function (GO): serine-type endopeptidase inhibitor activity; receptor antagonist activity; transforming growth factor beta binding
Source: RefSeq, a predicted model, not a curated record
AAAUGUACUAUCGGGCCGGGCGAUGCGAACCCUGCGGCGGCAGGUCCCUCCUUGUAACAAGCGAUUGUGUGUUCUGCAGAGGUGGCCCCCGGGAGGAGGGGGCCGGCCGGGGAGGUGGGGGAGAGGGAAACACGCCGCUCCUGCACAGUGAGCGUGCGUGUCCCGGAGCCAGCUCCCCCAAAGCACAUGCCAUUUCUGGCCCCUGAAGGGGUUAAAGGCCUCCUGGAGUCAAAAACAAGCAGGUGUCCCACCGUGCCAGAUACGCCGCCUAAACUGCUUCCAGCUUUCUUUCCUUCUGCAAAAGUCUGUGGUCAGCCGGGACAGAGGAGCCGCAGCCGGCCUGUGACAGGCAUCAGGUUAGCUCGCUCCCACGCGGGGGGCGCCCAGGAUAUAAAUCCCGGCCGGGCCCCUGCUGGGGCUCCCCUCCCCGCUCACUCAGGAGAGGGGGGUUCCUUGCAAAGACCUUUCUUUCCUCUGAAGCCGCACAACUCAGCGGGCUCCACUGACUCGCUGGAGGCGGCCUGGGCAGCCGCAGCCUGACCAGCGGCAAGGACGCCUGCUGCGGGUGGGGGUGAGGGCAGGUGUCUGCAGCCCCGAGAGGGAGAAGGCGCCGGUGGGUCCAGCCCCUGGCAGCGUCACAGGGAGGCCUCUGGCCGCCGCAGACCGCACCAUGUGGGUCCUGGGAGGCCCCCGGUUCUGCUCCCGCUGGGGGCAGGUGGCGGUGCUGCUGCUGCUGCUGCUCGGGGUGCCACCGAGAGGCCUGGCACUGCCGCCCCUCCGCUAUUCCCACGCUGGCAUCUGCCCCAACGACAUGAACCCCAACCUCUGGGUGGAUGCCCAGAGCACCUGCAAGCGGGAGUGUGAGACGGACCAGGAAUGUGAGACCUACGAGAAGUGCUGCCCCAACGUGUGUGGGACCAAGAGCUGCGUGGCGGCCCGCUACAUGGACGUGAAGGGGAAGAAGGGCCCGGUGGGCAUGCCCAAGGAGGCCACCUGCGACCACUUCAUGUGCCUGCAGCAGGGCUCCGAGUGCGACAUCUGGGACGGCCAGCCCGUGUGCAAGUGCAGAGACCGCUGCGAGAAGGAGCCCAGCUUCACCUGCGCCUCGGACGGCCUCACCUACUACAACCGCUGCUACAUGGACGCGGAGGCCUGCUCCAAGGGCAUCACGCUGGCCGUGGUCACCUGCCGCUAUCACUUCACCUGGCCCAACACCAGCCCCCCGCUGCCCGAGACCACGGUGCCGCCCACCACCGCUCCCCCGGAGACCCCCGGGCGGGACGCGGCGGCCCCCGCGCUGCUCAACCACCCCGCGCACCAGUCGGUGACCGUGGGCGAGACCGUGAGCUUCCUCUGCGACGUGGUGGGCCGGCCCCGGCCGGACGUGACCUGGGAGAAGCAGCUGGAGGACCGGGAGAACGUGGUCCUGCGGCCCAACCACGUGCGCGGCAACGUGGUGGUCACCAACAUCGGCCAGCUGGUCAUCUACAACGCCCAGCUCCAGGACGCGGGCAUCUACACCUGCACGGCCCGCAACGCCGCCGGCGUCCUGCGCGCCGACUUCCCGCUGUCGGUGUUCCGGGGGGGCCAGGCGGCGGCCACGGCCGAGAGCGGCCCCAACGGCACGGCCUUCCCCGCGGCCGAGUGCCUGCAGCCCCCCGACAGCGAGGACUGCGGCGAGGAGCAGACGCGCUGGCACUUUGACGCCCAGGCCAACAACUGCCUCACCUUCACCUUCGGCCACUGCCACCGCAACCGCAACCACUUCGAGACCUACGAGGCCUGCGCGCGGGCCUGCAUGACGGGGCCGCCGGCCGCCUGCAGCCUGCCCGCCCUGCAGGGGCCCUGCAAGGCCUACGCCCCGCGCUGGGCCUACAACCGCCAGGCGGGCCAGUGCCAGUCCUUCGUCUACGGCGGCUGCGAGGGCAACGGCAACAACUUCGAGAGCCGCGAGGCCUGCGAGGAGUCCUGCCCCUUCCCGUGGGGCAGCCAGCGCUGCCAGGCCUGCAAGCCCCGGCAGAAGCUCGUGACCAGCUUCUGCCGGAGCGACUUUGUCAUCUUGGGCCGGGUCUCCGAGCUGACCGAGGAGCCCGACGCGGGCCGCGCCCUGGUGACGGUGGACGAGGUCCUGAAGGAUGAGAAGAUGGGCCUCAAGUUCCUGGGCCGGGAGCCGCUGGAGGUCACUCUGCUCCACGUGGACUGGACCUGCCCCUGCCCCAACGUGACGGUGGGCGAGACGCCGCUCAUCAUCAUGGGGGAGGUGGAGGGCGGCAUGGCCAUGCUGAGGCCCGACAGCUUCGUGGGAGCGUCCAGCAGCCGGCGGGUUCGGAAGCUGCGCGAGGUCCUGCACAAGAAGACCUGCGAGUUUGGUUCAGGCCGACGCAACAGACAUUUUCGGAACAUUUACUGGGUGCCAGGUGCUAGGACCACAGAGAACUCACGGUGACUGAACGCAGUGUCCAGAUCCCGGGGGUCCCGCCAGCAGCAGACCCACGGGCGGCCCUCCCAGAUGUCAAAGGGUCCCAUCUGACAGGGUGCUUUCAUCUGCCACUGGCUUCCUUGGAAUAGAGCAGUAGAAACCCCAGGAUCUGGUUUGGUAGGAGGAGAAAUGAAGGAAGAGGAAAAGCAGGCA